GAAUAGUGCCAUUUGGUUUUGGUGGGGUUGGAUUUUUGAUGGUUAGGCUAACAACUGUGGCGAAGCUUCCAUACAUGUAACUACUUGUCGUGGUUUUUGGCUGUUUUGUCCCAUCACUCAAGCAUUUCACUGGUCCCAUUUUUACUGACAUCGAGUGGGAUAAACCAAAAUCCAAAUAUCGAUUAAACUUCUACAUUUUUUGUAAGUUUUCAAUUUCUCAUCUUGCUUCUUUACUACUGUAAUCUACUGUUGGAAGCCCGCUUCGUGACUUUCAGACUCAUAAGAUUCAAAGUCGUACUACCUCCAAUCACCACAAAAUAAUUUCCAGUCAGUCAGAAUGAGUUCAAAGAGUGAUAUGCGCGUACCUAAGCCUCCUAAACCACCUGAAAAGCCGUUGAUGCCGUAUAUGCGGUACAGUCGUAAGGUGUGGGAGCAAGUGAAGAAUUCGAAUCCGCAUCUGAAAUUGUGGGAGGUGGGUAAAAUUAUUGGUCAAAUGUGGCGUGAACUACCUGAUGAUGAAAAACUGCUGUACAUGGAAGAGUACGAUGCUGAGAAAACACAAUAUACAGAGUUGCUACGUCAGUACCACACUUCACCGGCUUAUCAAGCCUGGUUGCUCGCAAAGGAGAGAGCGGAGAAAAGCAUGGAGGAACAAGACCAGGAACGAAGACAAUCGAUUAUGAGAUCAAGAGAUCGUGGUAAUGAAGUCCCUCAAGGUGACUUAAGGGAAUCCUACAUCUUAGAAGAUAACGAAGAAGAUACUGAAGAUCAGUACACUGCGAAACACGUAGCUGCAGCUCGUUUCCAAAGAAAUCACCGUUUGAUGCUAGAAGUGUUGAGUGAUGCUAGACUCCCUGAUCCUGGUCAAUUGAUAACCCAGAGCAGAUUGAACACGUUACGUCUCCAAGUGGAACAACUGAGAAAUCACAAACGCAACCUAUGUCAAGAGAUUGACGGGUGUGAAGCACGUCACCAAGCUAAGGUUCAACGUAUCCGUGAAGAGUCUGAGCGUUUUCGACUAGAGUACGACAAAAUCAAAGCAGGACGGCCAGUUAUCACGGAGUCUCAGUUUGCUGAUAUGAUAGUUAAAGCGAAGCAGGAUAUACAGCGUGAGGAGGAAGAUCGGAAGUCUCGUUAUUUGGCGGAGUUGGAGAUGAGACGUCGACGUCAGCAGCAACGACAGCAGCGAGAGGCUGAAUUGCUGGAGUCAGAACGCCGACGUCAGUUACUGCAGCACCACCAACAACAGCAGCAGCAACAGUUGCAGCAAGCUCAUAUGCGACCAGCACAUCCACCUGUCGUUCAUGGUGAUCCAAAUAUUCAAUUUAGUGACCGUCCUCUGGAAAGGCUGAUAGUUCAGGAUAAAAGGGAAGAUGCAAGUUGUCAGCCUACACCACCGAAGUUGCCGGUCACUUCAACAAGUCUAGUAAAUCCUGUAAGUGCGAAAGGAGCUGCUGCUGAGCUAGUUCAUGCCGGUAGUGGAGCAGUGUACCCUCCUGGAAUAUGCAACGCUUUCACACAACCUGCCAAUCAGAAUUCAGUAUCCAGGUUUCCUCAGUCUGGUCACACGCAACAUCACUACCCACCGCCACCACAUUAUAUACCUAGUGCCGUGCCACCGGGAAAUCCCACCAGUUUGGUUCAUCAGCGUAGUCCGUUGCCAAGCAUGCAACAAGCAACGCCAAACAAUGUGGCUAAAGCCAACUCCACAACACCCCUGAACCGUACGAAGAAAGUUGCAUCAUCUGGAUCGUCUACUUCAUCUGCUUCUUCAGCUUCUUCGACAUCUUCGAAGAAGAAGAAGCCUGAUUGUGAUGUGAGUAAGGAAGCGACGAGUCAGGAAAUGCGAGAACGACCGACUUCUAAUUCAGGUGAAAGUGUUGUUGUAGACCCUAACCAGAUGAAGUCUAAUGAUUUGGCGAGUGUGACUCCUGGACAUUCGAAUGAGUUUCAACAAGGGUUAGCAGGACAGCCGAGGCACGUUGUUGCUUCUCAGUACCAAUCAACUAAUGUCCCUUCAAACGCUGUCAGCUCAGCCCAGGUGUCUGGUGCUCCAGUACAAGCACCGUACACGUACGAGAUUAGCAUGUCGAAUCCGUCAAACCCACCUCUACCUGGUGGUGCUUAUUAUCCACAUCAUCCGCCUGUUACCAUGUCUAAUCCCAGUGGUUAUUCUCAUGCACGCGUCCAAUUCUCACAACACACUCCUUACAACGCUAUGCAGUACCACCAUAUGCCUCAACAAGGAUCUUCGGAGCAGCCACCUCCACCACCGAUGUAUGUGCAGCAUGUGGCACAACAGCCGCAUGUCCCACAACAACCUGGACCGCCAGUGGGAGGACCUAACCAACAUCCUUCUGGCCACAUCCCACCACCACCUCCUCAUCAACAUAAUGCAAACAACUGGCAUCCUGCAGGUGCAUCACCAUACCCUGCACACUAUGGUCCUUCUCGUUAUCCGGUUCCGAGUGGUGUCGGCGGUGGUGGUGGUCAUGUUGGUUAUCCUCCGGUGCAACCGCCACGUAAUUUUGGCCCGAAUUCAGGUGGAUAUUCUUCAGUGCCUCAUUAUUUGGUUGGCCAACAGAACCCACAAGCCCAUCCUCACCAAAAUGUUCCCCCAGCUGUGCCAGUUAGUCUACAAGAUGGAUCGAGUGGAGGAUCCCAGUCAAUCCCAGCACCACCACCGUACCAGCAGCAACAGCAACAACAACAACCUCAGCAGCAGGCGAGUUCUGUGGUUGGUUAUUGGCCUACACAACAUCAAGUACCUCCAGACUAUGUUCAGGGUCAACAACCGUCUCACUACGCGGCGGCGCCUGGCUCUCAAUCAGAGAGUAUGGGAGGUGCAAACCAGCAAGUAUUAUCAUCGGUGGAUGGUGUCCAUCCAUGUUCUGGUAUAUCUGGACCUCCUGGGGAUGCUGGGAUGGGUCAAGUGCAAAUGGUGCCGUCGAACCAAUCUCAGGGAGCCAACAUUUAUUAUCCAGGUGGACCUGUCCCGCCUUACCCUCAUGGUGGGCCGAAUGGAUUUUACUCAAUGCCACCGCAACAUCACUACCCGCCUCCUCCUCCUCCUUCACAUCAACCUGGUGGAAAUCCGUGGUCAGGUUACCCUAAUUCUGGUCCACCUCAGAUGCCGAGUUACCCACCAUCACAACAACCACAACAACAACAACAGCAGCAGCAGCAACAACAACAACAGCCGCAACAUCCACACCAAUCUCCUCAGUGUAAUGUUGGAGCAAGCUAUGCUACGCCUCAAAUGGCGAAUAAGCCUGAACAGUCUGUGGGAGCAGCGAGUGGUACAGAGAAUUCAGGUGGUGUAUGUGGAACGGGGAAUUCCAACAGUCGUCCACCGUCUAACAAUAAUUAAUUUCUUGAUCAUAUAUGAUUAUUGCAUUUUAGUUAUUUUGAAAGUGGUGCUUUUAUUGUGAAUUGUCACUAACUCAUUGCUUAGUUGAACUCCAAUCUAUGUUUCCGACUCUUAUAAUCAUCAUCACAGUUGGAUUCUUUUAAUAUUUUCUUCUUUUUUUAUUACUCAUAAGUUGUACUCUUUCACCGAUUAAUAUGUCCGUCAUUUGUGUUCACAGUAUUUCAGGUUUAUUAGACGUUUUUUAGGUAUUUUUCUGCAUAUGUCUUCAGGUGGUUUCAGUUUUCGUUAUCAUGUACUGUACAUAAGUUUUUCUUGAGCGGAAAACAGAUUUAAGACAUGGUGUCUUGAAUAUUUUUAACAAUGUGUGUACUUGACGACAGUAUUCUACAACACCUAUGUCAUUGUUGACACUGAUAUUGCUGCUAGAUCUAGGAUGAACAGACUUAGCAGAUAAAUUGUAAUAGUCAUCCACUGUCGGCUAACAAUGAUCAAUUUUUCAUUAACUGAUGAAAUUCAUUGCGCUUUUGGUCACUUUGAAGUGUCCAUAUACUACAGCAUUGAGAACAGUUGUCCUUGGACUGUCUCGGGCAUUGGCAUGUUUGCUCUCGAAAUUUAUCUGAUUUUCAUGUAUCCAGUUUCUUUUUUGUGAACAAAGGCUGUAUAAUAAAUGUUGUGAAAUCUGA
Molecule: messenger RNA, 4053 nt
Organism: Trichobilharzia szidati
Lineage: Eukaryota; Metazoa; Platyhelminthes; Trematoda; Strigeidida; Schistosomatidae
Source: the annotation of a GenBank genome assembly